AUGGAUAAAAAUUUGAAUCCCCAGCAGAUACAAGAUCUGUUGAAUGACUUAGACUGUGAUGAAAACGUGAAUGAGGACAUUUUUCCUGAUGCAUCAUCGGAUUUGAGUGACGCGGAGUCUGAAAUCAGUGAUCACAAUACUGAAAGUGAAGAAGAAGCGGAAAAUAUCUCUGAAAACGAAGACUCAAGUGACAUCGAUGAACAAAGCCGAAACAGCAAUUCUUUUUAUGGCAGAAACAGGUACAAAUGGUCGAAAGUACCACCAUCGCGAUCACGAGUGCCAGCACAUAACAUUAUUAUUCAUUUACCUGGUCUAAGAGGUCCUGCACUAGUCAAAAAUGAAAUAUCUCCAUUGGAAGCAUGGUCUUGUAUAUUUACUGAAGAUAUGAUUGAAUUGAUUUUACAACAUACUAAUGAAAAAAUCACAAAUUAUUCAGAAAACUAUACAUCUAACUCAGUCUAUACUUACCAUGUCACAAGAGAGGAAAUUUUGGCAUUUAUUGGGUUGAUGUUUUUGACAGGCAUAUUCAAAUCUGCGAGAGAAGAUGCUCGGGGCAUAUGGUCAACUAAAACAAGGGGUAGACCUAUUUUCAGAACAGUUAUGAGUCUAAAUAGAUUUUUGUUUAUCUUAUCAUGCCUACGAUUUGACGAACAACUUACACGAGAAGAACGAAAAAAGACAGACAGACUUGCUCUAAUAUCAGAAUUGUUUAACAAGUUUAUAAAAAAUUGUAUCACUAACUACAGCUGCUCUGAGUACGUUACUGUUGAUGAAAUGCUCGUUCCUUUCAGAGGUCGAUGUAUUUUCCGUACGUACAUGAAAUCAAAACCAGCGAAGUAUGGGCUGAAAAUAAUGUGUUUAUGUGAUGCAAAAACACAUUACUUGUACAAUGCCUUUAUUUAUUCAGGAAAAGAGCAAACUUCUCGAGCUAAUACAUUGUUGAUACCAACAAGGAACGUUUUGACACUGACUGAACCAAUUUACCAAACUAACAGAAAUGUAACUGGUGAUAAUUGGUUCUCAUCGAUUGAGUUGGUUGAUGCUUUGAAACAGAAAGGUCUAACUUAUGUAGGCACUAUUCGUAAGAAUAAAAGAGAAAUUCCUUUGCAGUUUCUUCCUCAUAGGAGCAGGCCAGCUCUCUCGUCAAUCUAUGGCUUUCAAAAAGAUAAAACACUUGUGUCUUUUGUACCGAAAAAGAACAAUAGUAUUGCGCUCAUAUCCUCCAUGCAUCAUGAAACUGUAACGAAUCCUGAAACUAAGAAACCAGAGAUCAUUGAAUUUUACAAUUCUACAAAAGGUGGCGUGGAUGCUCUUGACCAGAAGUGUGCUGCUUACAGUGUCAACAGGAGAAGUCAAAGAUGGCCAACUACAAUAUUCUGUGCGAUGUUGAAUAUAUCAGGAGUAAACAGUCAUGUUCUAUAUUGCGCCUCAAACCCUCAAAAGCGUAUGAGCCGUUACAAGUUUUUAGAAGAACUUGGAUACGCUUUAGUAACUCCACAUGUUAUGAAUAGAAGAUCUAUGACAAAUCUUUCAAAAGAGCUGAAAGAUAUGAUUGACAAGUUUCUCCGUGAGGUUGGUGUUGAGCUACCUGAAGAUCAACCUGCACAAGGACCGAGCCAAAAUAAGAGACCAAAGAAAUCGCGCUGUCAUUUGUGCCCACGGCUCAAAGACAGUAACACCCCAAGAGUGUGCUCAAAAUGUAUGAAGAAUGUGUGCCGUAAUCAUUCUGUAGACGUAAUAGUAUGUGCUAAAUGUCAGGAAAAGUAUUAA
Molecule: messenger RNA, 1770 nt
Organism: Parnassius mnemosyne (clouded apollo)
Lineage: Eukaryota; Metazoa; Arthropoda; Insecta; Lepidoptera; Papilionidae
Source: the annotation of a GenBank genome assembly